Messenger RNA from Siniperca chuatsi (mandarin fish), 3363 nucleotides. Its product is annotated as rap1 GTPase-activating protein 2-like. The record is from RefSeq and is a predicted model, not a curated record. Gene Ontology annotation, cellular component: cytoplasm; plasma membrane. Gene Ontology annotation, molecular function: GTPase activator activity. The coding region runs from base 224 to 2314 and encodes 696 amino acids. The transcript has 25 exons. NCBI's taxonomy places the organism in Eukaryota, Metazoa, Chordata, Actinopteri, Centrarchiformes, Sinipercidae. Gene Ontology annotation, biological process: activation of GTPase activity; regulation of small GTPase mediated signal transduction.
GCGGGUAAAGAGAGAGAGGCGGCGAGAGCGUGUGAAGGAGGGCGUCUGACAGAGAUGAGAGUAUUUAUAGGUGGAGAGAUGAGGAGAUAGAACAACAGCGAAGAGAGGAAGAGAGACGAGAGAGGGAGGCAGAGCUACAGAGAGAGAGAGAGAGAGAGAGGAAAAUCCAGACACAAUAAGAAGAAAGGGAAGACAAAGAGGAGGAGAGGGCGAGCGAGAGACCAUGCUGAGGAGGAAGAGGAGCGUGUCGUUCGGAGGCUUCGGAUGGAUUGAUAAGUCUACAGUCAGCGCUCUGAGAGCUCGCAAACAGGAGCUCCUGACCAUCUCCAAUGUUCCCGUCACAGACUGCCCCCCCUCUCCUCCCCGCACCGCACCCCCCACCAUGAAGUCGGCUCAUUUCUUUGACAUGAUGGACAAGAUGGAGCAGGUGCCAGAAGCUGCCGAGAUGAAGACGAUCCCUCAGAGACAGAAGGACGACUACAUUCCUUAUCCGAGGAUCGAGGAGGUGUUGGAGAGGGGGGGGCCGUACCCUCAGGUCAUCCUGCCUGAGUUCGGAGGUUACUGGAUUGAGGAUCCCGAGGCUCCCCCUCCUCCUGCGCCUCCUCCCGCUUCCCUGGAGAUCAAAGGGGAGGAGGAGGAGGAGGAGGGGGGAGGAUUGGGAGGAAGAGAGGAGGAAGACACCCCCCCUGGGGAUUAUGGGUACCGGCUGGAGGAGAUCAGCGAGGCUGCACGGGUGUACAGGAAGCACUUCUUGGGCAGGGAGCAUUUAAACUUCUCUUGCUCGGCCAGCAGUCUGGGAAACCUGCUGCUGUCUGUGAGACACGAAGAAGAGAAGGAGCAGGAGUCGCUUCAUGUUAUCGUCAGGUCUCGGGUGAAAAGCGUCUACCACAGAUUGUCUCUGACAGAGAUGCCUGACAUCCCCAGUGUACCAGAGCUCGCCAAGCUGCUGUGUGAUGAAGCAGCAGGUCUGCGCUUCAGUCCCGUCCUCUACCCGAAGGCGUCUCAGCUGAUACUCAACUACGACGAGCACGAGGUCAACAACACCUUCAAGUUUGGCGUCAUUUACCAGAGGUUUGGACAGGUGUCUGAGGAGGAGCUGUUCAGGAACAACGAGGAGACGCCGGCCUUCUCCGAGUUCCUGCAGCUGCUGGGCGACACAGUGGAGCUGCAGAACUUCAAAGGGUUUCGGGGGGGUCUGGAUGUGUCCCACGGUCAGACGGGUUCCCAGUCCGUCUACACCGUUCACAGACAGCAGGAGAUCAUGUUCCACGUCUCCACCAAACUGCCCUUCACCGAGGGAGACGCACAGCAGCUCCAGAGGAAACGCCACAUAGGAAAUGACAUCGUGGCGGUGGUGUUCCAGGAAGAGGCCACGCCUUUUGUCCCGGACAUGAUCGCCUCCAACUUCCUGCACGCCUUCAUGGUGGUGCAGGUGGAGGAGCCCUGCUCUGACAACGCCUCCUACAAGGUGUCCGUCACAGCACGAGAAGACGUACCUCCGUUUGGCCCGCCCCUCCCAAAUCCAGCUGUUUUUAAGAAGGGUCCAGAGUUCAGAGAGUUUCUUCUCACUAAACUCAUUAACGCGGAGCUGGCCUGCUACAAGAGCGACCGCUUCGCCCGGCUGGAGGAGCGGACCCGGGCCGCCCUGCUGGACAGCCUCCAUGACGAGCUGCAGAGACGCUCCCAGAGCAUGCUGGGAUUGACAUCAGGUCUCGAGGAGGAGGGGCGAGGUGAGAACGGACACGCCCACGGAGGUCUGCUGGAGUCCAUUAAGAGGGCGAUGCGAGGGCGGAGCGUCUCCAUGGAGACCAUGUCACGGGGCGGGGCAGGUCUGCCCACCAGUCUGAGCGGGGGGGGUCUGGCACACAUCAGCGCUGAGUGUAACGUGAAGUCUCCCGUGAAGAGGCGAUCGGGACUCUUUCCUCGUCUGCUGAGCGUCGACAGCCAAACGGAGAAACACAACCAGAGGAGUCUCCUCAGUGAGCAGAGGAGCUUCGACAGCUGCCACCCGACGCUGGAGGUGAGGUCAGAGCUGCCGUCCAAUCCCAGCUCUCCAGAGGCGGGACAACGGGACAGGAUUCACGUGAAGAAGGAGAGCGGUAAGAUUUCCAGAUCGACAUCCAGCUCGUGCAGCUUCAGCAUCCCUGCAGACGACACACACCUGCUCGCCCAGGCUGCGACGGUAGAAGGUCAAAGUUCAAGUCCGCUCCUCGUCUGCCGCAGCCCCACAGAGCUGAAAAAUAAAAACUCUCCCAGAUCCAACCUCAAGUUUCGCUUCGACAAGCUGAGUCACUCUGCGGCGCAGGGCCACUGAACUGCGAGGACGGCAGUGGGAGAUGAGAGAAGUUCUGAGCUGAUCAAAGUAUUGAUCCGAGCUUAACGAGCGGUGCCGCGAGUCCUUUGCAGACCUUUUUUUUUUUUUUGGGCCCCGGCUUUCGUCUCUCAGGCUCCACACAGGCUGCCGUAUCUUAUUGGUGAACGUUGUCAGGGCUGUAUGCAAAGGAACGCCUGCAGUUACUACUGAGGGCUGAUGGUUACAAUUGAACCUCAGUCAAAAACCAAACAGAGCUUUUUGUAGUAAAUGUGCAAAGAGUUUUAGGGCCCCUGUCAGAGAAAACGGCUCCUGUAGCCUCCAGUUGUUUUGACUUUUAAAGGACUUGUGUUCGGACUGCCCCCCCACCACUUGGCUCUGUUUGAGACCGUCUCCCUCCUCGGGAAGCAGCUGCGAGCUGACUUUAUGGGAGGAGGUGAAGUUAGUGUGUGUGUGGACGAUAAGCCGCACAGGUGAGAAGUGUUUUCAGACACUUAGUUUCGGUACUUUAUCACCUCCGAUGAAGAGCAGCACGCAGCUGCUUCCCUAAACCUUGUCUGAUCCAGAGACCAGAGUCCCAAACAGGGUCAGGUGUCUGUCAGGUGGUCUGGACUCUGCCAUAUCAGCAGAGUGACAUGAUGCACAGCUGACUGUAGGACAGGUAGAGUCUGGCUUCCCUUCAUAUCACCUCCAUGAAGCCCACUGAGCCUGAAUCACUUUCUGCUGCCGUGACUGAACUCUGGUCUCAGCUGAAAACCAGGUCCCUGCUGGACUCCAGCUGCUGCUUCAGAACACAUCUGGAACUGCUUUCAUUUCCUCCGAUAAUCAGACGCUUAUCGGUGAAACCUGAAACUUCAGCUCGUCAGCGUCCCUCAAAGACAGAGAGACCUCAUCCUGAGGUUAAACUCCUCGGCUCCACUGAACGGUUUCAGACCAGCUGACAUUUAAAUGACAACUUACUAGAAGAAAACUGAAAGCUGAGGAAAAAGGUUUUGUCGUAGUUUUGAUUCAGUCGUUAAUCUUUUUAUUAUUCUCUUCUCUCACUUUUCAUU